Molecule: messenger RNA, 888 nt
Organism: Exophiala aquamarina CBS 119918
Lineage: Eukaryota; Fungi; Ascomycota; Eurotiomycetes; Chaetothyriales; Herpotrichiellaceae
Product: dipeptidyl-peptidase III
Exons: 5
Coding region: 1-888 (295 amino acids)
Cellular component (GO): nucleus
Molecular function (GO): RNA binding
Source: RefSeq, a predicted model, not a curated record
AUGGCUACUGCCGGUGGUCCUGCCAGCAUUAUUACACAAGUCCAACAGUCUGCAGGUCCUCCCAUUAAUACUUUAGGAGAAGCUGCUGCGGACGAGCACAUCACCUUAGAUUUGAGAGGAACACAGUUCACAUUAUCUCGUGAUGAGCUCCUGACGCUUCCCGAAUUUGUACUAUUAUCAUUAUUCCCCAACGGCCUUUUACCAGAUGGUCACAUGAGCUCGUUCCAUGACGGCGAUGUUUAUCCAGUUGAUUAUGAUCCAGCCUCGCUUCAGUAUAUGUUAAAUUUCUUUCGAGAUGUUGCUCAAUCCAUCCCGUCAACAACUCCAUCACCAACCACCCCACCCGACCAUGAUCCCAUAUCAAUCGAGCCAUUGCAAGGCUCAACCAAGGAUAUGCUUCAAGAUCGAGCCGGUAUCAUUGUUCUACGAGAAGAUCUAGACUUCUAUGUCAUUCCCCCCAAACCAGAUAUCGAGCAGGCCGAAAUGACCGAAGUCAAGAGAGCGGCCGGCAAGUCGUUACUCCAGCAAAAUGGAAUCUUUUCUGGAUUAAAACGGAGCGAAGAAGCUGGCACCACUGAGCAGCAUUUGAUUGAGAUGUUGACGGCGGGUGGUUUCAAUCACGAUGAUGCCUGGGGUCACCGAGCAGGUGAACCAAACAAAGCAGUCGUCUGCAGCCUAGCCCUGGCUCGUCUUCGAACCGACAUCAAAGGUGAUCUGGCUGGCGGAAAUGCUGUUGGCAUGGCUCAGAAGCUUCUGCUCUUCUGGCGAAAACCAGCACGACGAUGUUGGUGGGAAGGAGUUGAUCUCGAUGAUGUUGAAGGCGUUGAGGGCAAAGUCAAAGUGUGGAUUCGAAGAGUUUGGACAUUGGAAAUGGUAAGCACCCUAUAA